Messenger RNA from Hyaena hyaena (striped hyena), 3395 nucleotides. RefSeq names its product QKI, KH domain containing RNA binding (gene QKI). Gene Ontology annotation, cellular component: nucleus. NCBI's taxonomy places the organism in Eukaryota, Metazoa, Chordata, Mammalia, Carnivora, Hyaenidae. The record is from RefSeq and is a predicted model, not a curated record. Gene Ontology annotation, molecular function: mRNA binding. Bases 495 to 1472 code for a protein of 325 amino acids. Gene Ontology annotation, biological process: regulation of mRNA splicing, via spliceosome. The transcript is spliced from 7 exons.
AGGAAGAGGAGGAGCGGAGUCAGAGCACGGCGGCAGCGGCAGAGGCGGCCGCGGCGGGGACCAGCCCAGAGAGAGACCCCGAGCCCGCGGCAGAAGCGGCGGCGGCGGCGGCUGAGCGGGCGCGACCAGCCGAGCGAGCGGCGGCGGCGGCGGCGGCGGCGGCCCGGCUCCUCCUCGUCCGGCGCCGAGCGGCCCGCGCCCGCACUCGGCCCGCGGAGACCCGCCUCCCGCCCGCCGGCGGCCUCGUGAGGGACGCGCCGAGCCGGCGGCCGAGGAGCGGCGGCGGGCCGGGAGCGCGGCGGGCCGCGGGCGGAAAGUGCCUGCGGGGGCGGGGAGAGCGCGGCGAGCGCGCGGUCCGGCCGCCCCGGCGCCCGGCGCGGGAGCGGAGCGGAGCGGGACGCCGAGUCCCGAGCGGCCGGCGGCCGGGGCUCCCCGCCCCUCCCUCCUCUCCGGCGGCGGCGGCGGCGGGCGGAGUGAGCUGCGGAGCCUGGAAUAUGGUCGGGGAAAUGGAAACGAAGGAGAAGCCGAAGCCCACCCCAGAUUACCUGAUGCAGCUGAUGAACGACAAGAAGCUCAUGAGCAGCCUGCCCAACUUCUGCGGGAUCUUCAACCACCUCGAGCGGCUGCUGGACGAAGAAAUUAGCAGAGUACGGAAAGACAUGUACAAUGACACAUUAAAUGGCAGUACAGAGAAAAGGAGUGCAGAAUUGCCUGACGCUGUGGGACCUAUUGUUCAGUUACAAGAGAAACUUUAUGUGCCUGUAAAAGAAUAUCCAGAUUUUAAUUUCGUUGGAAGAAUCCUUGGACCUAGAGGACUUACUGCUAAACAGCUUGAAGCAGAAACAGGAUGUAAAAUAAUGGUCCGAGGCAAAGGCUCAAUGAGGGAUAAAAAGAAGGAGGAGCAGAAUAGAGGCAAGCCUAAUUGGGAGCACCUCAAUGAAGACUUACAUGUCCUGAUCACUGUGGAAGAUGCUCAAAACAGAGCAGAGAUCAAACUGAAGAGAGCCGUGGAGGAAGUGAAGAAAUUACUGGUACCUGCAGCAGAGGGAGAGGACAGCCUGAAGAAGAUGCAGCUGAUGGAGCUUGCAAUUCUGAACGGCACCUACAGAGACGCCAACAUCAAAUCACCAGCCCUUGCCUUUUCUCUUGCAGCGACAGCCCAGGCUGCUCCGAGGAUUAUCACUGGGCCUGCGCCGGUUCUCCCACCAGCUGCCCUGCGUACUCCUACGCCAGCUGGCCCUACCAUAAUGCCUUUGAUCAGACAAAUACAGACCGCUGUCAUGCCAAACGGAACUCCUCACCCGACUGCUGCAAUAGUCCCUCCGGGGCCCGAGGCUGGCUUAAUCUACACGCCCUACGAGUACCCCUACACGUUGGCGCCAGCUACAUCAAUCCUUGAGUAUCCUAUUGAACCUAGUGGUGUAUUAGAGUGGAUUGAAAUGCCAGUCAUGCCUGAUAUUUCAGCCCAUUGACUUGCUGGAUGACGGACUAGAAUACAGCAGCUGUUAGAACACGACCAGUCAGUGUGGGACAAACUCUUUCCGUGCUGCCCCUUUGUUUUACCAGACAGAAUUUGAAUACUUUUUUCCCCCUUGAAUUGUAUAUGACCUUGGUGCUGCAUGCAUGCUGUCGACUCUUAGGACUUUGAUCUUUACGGUUGUUGUUUUUUUUUCCAGCAUUAAUAAUGAUUUACAAAAAUUUGAAAGUCUUUCAUGAACCCGGACACUAAGAUUUAAACUUGAAAACUCAUUGUUCAAUGAAAGAAAGCCACAUGCCCUGUAUGUUAUCUGUGUGUGUGCAUGCACUCAGGUGCCUUCUGUUUCAUGAGCAGAUCCAUUUGAUUGUACGUGGUUUCCGUUGCUCUCUAAACCGUUGUGUGGAGCACCAUAGGUCAGAGUUCUGCUAUAGAGCUGUUUAAAAGAGGCUUGUUUUCUGUUACACCUUUCUCGAAGCGUUUUUACAAUAACAUGUAACCUGUAACCUGUUUACGUUUUCCUUCCUGUUAACGCUCUGUCCCGCGGCCCCACGCCUGCUGCUUCCCCAGGGCUCCUCUCUGCUGCACGCACAGCGUCUGCUCGAGGAGUUAGUUGCUUCCUGCAGGGCUGGCACUCCGAGCCACCAGCUGCUGGCCAGCACUCUCAGUGCGGGGUGUUGCUGCUGUUGCCUCGUGGAGUGGUACUCUUAUGAGACCCGUUUCUCUAAAAUGGAAAAGGGCUGAUGGACCAGCUCACUGCUUAGAAACAGCACGAGGCACUGCAGUUCCUCAUUAUAAAGUGAUGUGGGUUUUGUUGUGUUGGGAACUUUUUAUUUAUAAUACUUAAUUAUUAGACUGACAAAAUUAAAAAGCAAAACAUACAGAUACCUAAUUGGCAUUCACAAAGUGAAUAAUAAUGAGUACUAAAUGACCAAAAUCCAUUCUGAGUCUUCCUUCUCGCUUUGCCAGCUAAGCAGUAAAACAUGGAAUUGACCACAUGGAGAACCGAGAAAAUUAUUUCAAGUUGCUAUAAGUUAUAAUAAAUUUGCACACAGAUAACAUGCAUGAUAAUAUAUCAAGUUUCACAUCCUAUUAUUUUAAAAUAAGCAGUGCCCUUCGAAACAGAUGCAGACAUGUGUGUUGGUGGUAGUGAGGAGAUUGGUAUUAGCAUCAGAUCUUCAUUGAUGACUAAUUUUUAAUUCCCUUCCUUUUAUCUUUAGGUAUGGCUUUCCCAACGAAAGGCUAAGAAUUCAAGAACGGUCUUAACUGAACCCUCAUCAGAUCUGAAUUUAACAAAUGCUUAGUCUCAGCAGCCUCCAGGGGGGUGGGGGGAGCUUAGCCUAGCAGUCAGUGACUUACUUGCACUUUUUGCACACUGAUAGAAAGUAAAAGUAUGUUAUUAAUUUGGUUUAGUCUGUAUCUUACCACAUAACGGUGAUUUAUAAAGGAGUGUAUAGUAGUUUUCUGACUGCUAAGUGUACUAUACUGUUUGCUUUACUAAUCACCUAAUUCAUUGCAGUUCAUACUUAUUGACUCAAAGUUUAAAACCACAAUCUGUAGGCUGUAAGAAUUGCUUUUAAACCUUUUUAAGUGAUAAACUCUGGAAGUGGUCUUAAGGUUAGCAAAUAAUUGUCAGUAUUAAACAUGGCAUUAUUUAAGUGGUCCUGCUGCAAGAAAGGCACUUCAGUGAAUAUGUGACUAGUAAAGCUGAAAUCUGUUUGCAUCUCAUAGAGUUCAUGAAAUGCUGUACCUUGGGAUUGUGAAUGAAUGCAUAAAAUAGGUUAAGGCCAAGAUGUUUGAAAUGAAUGCAAUAUUAAUAGACGCAUAUAUACGCAACAUAUUAUGGUUAAUUUUAAAACUACUGUGCCUUAACAUGUUUCUUAAAAUGAAACUUUUGUAGUAAAUGAACCUUUGAAAUCCA